UUUUCAGUCAGCUGCAGACUUUCAGUGAGCGUGGUGUAGGUUGUCGGGAUGAUUUCUCAAAUAGGUGUAGCAGUCGCCUUCUUUAUGUGUUUUGAUCUUUGCAUUUCUGAAAUCUACGUUUUGGAUGAUGAAGUCGGAUUAGGAAGGGUGUUUGACGGUAUAGGAGGUUUGAGUGGUGGAGGGGCUACAUCUCGUCUGCUUGUCAAUUAUGCAGAACCCUACCGCCGCCAGAUAUUGGACUACCUCUUCAAGCCACAGUUCGGGGCUUCUCUACACAUCCUUAAAGUGGAGAUUGGAGGUGAUGCCCAGACCACAGAUGGAACGGAACCGUCUCAUAUGCAUUAUGAAAGUGAUGAGAACUACUUCCGGGGUUAUGAAUGGUGGCUGAUGAAGGAAGCCAAGAAGAGGAACCCAAACAUCACUCUCAUAGGCUUGCCGUGGGCUUUCCCGGGUUGGGUUGGACGUGGGAAGAACUGGCCGUACGACUUUCCAGAUAUUACUGCUUCCUAUGUGGUGUCCUGGGUUGUUGGAGCCAAGCAGUACCAUGACCUGGAUAUUGAUUAUGUCGGGAUUUGGAAUGAACGGAAGUUUGACAGUAACUACAUCAAGCUGCUGCGUUACACUCUGGACAAGAGUGGAUUGGAGAGGGUCAGAAUCAUAGCCAGUGAUAACCUCUGGGAGCCCAUAACCUAUUCAGUGCUUGUCGACCGAGAGCUGGCCAACGCAGUAGACGUGAUAGGGGCCCACUAUCCAGGCACCACCACGAUAGCUGAGGCCCUGAAAUCCCAGAAGACGCUGUGGUCGUCUGAAGAUUACAGCACCUUCAACGACCCGGUGGGGGGAGGCUGUUGGGCCCGUAUUCUCAACCAGAACUAUGUCAACGGACACAUGACCGCCACCAUCUCUUGGAACCUAGUAGCCAGUUACUAUGAGGAUCUUCCGUUUGGACGAGACGGCCUAAUGACAGCAGAGGAACCCUGGUCUGGGAACUAUGUGGUGGAAUCACCCAUCUGGAUAACCGCACACACCACUCAGUUUAGCCAGCCUGGAUGGACCUAUCUGAAGACUGUUGGGCAUCUAACACAUGGUGGAAGUUAUGUCGCCCUGACUGACAGCAAAGGAAACCUCACUGUGGUCAUAGAGACAAUGACACAUGACCAUUCUGUGUGCAUCAGACCUCCACUCCCAGCCUUCAGUGUUACGCCCCAGAAUGUAUCAUUUAAACUCAAUGGAUCUUUUGCCUCGAUCAGGGAACUACAGUUGUGGCAGUCUAAGUUUGACUUCAAGACACAAAAGCACGUCUUCUUCAAGAAACUGAGCCCGAUAAAGAUUUCCUAUGGUUCCUUCUCUUUGAGUCUCGAUGUUGACGAGGUUUACACUUUGACCACGAUAAACACAGGGCAGAAAGGGACUUAUCCAGAUCCACCCCCUUCUGCACCAUUCCCUAAAGUCUACAAAGACGAUUUUAAUAUUGCCAACCCUCCCUUCUCUGAGGCCCCAGACUUUGCUGAUCAGACAGGGGUGUUUGAGUACUACAUCAACUUGACAGAUCCUGGUCCCCAUGUCUUCACCCUGCGCCAAGUAGUCACACAGAUGCCUAUUACCUGGGCAACGGACGCCGACCAGACCAUCAGUGUCAUCGGAGAUUAUAAUUGGGAGAACCUGACCGUGACGUGUGACGUCUUCAUGGAGUCUGUGAAGACUGGAGGAGUGUUUAUCGCAGCCAGAGUUGACCGAGGAGGGCAGGCUGUCCGUGGUGCCAAGGGAGUCUUCUUCUGGGUUUUUGCAGAUGGCUCCUACAAAGUCACCAAUGACCUUGUUGGAAGGACUGUUUUGGCCAAGGGUCUGUCUGGAACGAGUGCAUACAGCUGGUACACAUUGUCCCUCACAGUCCAGGGGCAAUAUGCUACAGGGAUGGUGAAUGGAGAGCAACUAUGGAAGAAUGAUGUAGUGUUGGGACAACAUAAUGGUUGGGCUGCCAUUGGAACAAACUCCUUUGAACUGGCACAGUUUGACAACUUUGUUAUGGAGGUGAAAUAAUGUGUGUAAUGAAAUCUCAUUGACCAAUAUGCCUUGGACCAUACAUUAAUUUGGCACCUGCAGGUACCUCAUUGGCUGUGUUUACACAGGCAGACUUAUUCUGAAGAAUAUCACAAAUGAAUGGAAUCAGAAAUUCCCAUGUCUUAACAAGCCAUUGCUGAAAUGUGAUUUUGUGUCAAUUUAUACAAUUCCGACUGAGUGGAUUUUCACUAAUGCUCUUUCAAAAGGGAAUAACAAUUAUUUUUUUAUAUUUUUGUCUUUAAAAGUCGAUAUUAGUUUUUUAAUGCACUGAAGAGAAAUAAUUGCAAUGACUGUGAUUGUAAAGUAUGACAAUUUUUCAAUAAAGAUUAUGUUUUAAGCGUU
Messenger RNA from Esox lucius (northern pike), 2403 nucleotides. RefSeq names its product galactocerebrosidase. The transcript has 17 exons. NCBI's taxonomy places the organism in Eukaryota, Metazoa, Chordata, Actinopteri, Esociformes, Esocidae. Bases 49 to 2040 code for a protein of 663 amino acids. Gene Ontology annotation, molecular function: galactosylceramidase activity. Gene Ontology annotation, cellular component: lysosome. Gene Ontology annotation, biological process: galactosylceramide catabolic process. The record is from RefSeq and is a predicted model, not a curated record.